Molecule: messenger RNA, 918 nt
Organism: Mugil cephalus (flathead mullet)
Lineage: Eukaryota; Metazoa; Chordata; Actinopteri; Mugiliformes; Mugilidae
Gene: gcshb
Product: glycine cleavage system protein H (aminomethyl carrier), b
Exons: 5
Coding region: 45-569 (174 amino acids)
Biological process (GO): glycine decarboxylation via glycine cleavage system; protein lipoylation
Cellular component (GO): glycine cleavage complex; mitochondrion; cytoplasm
Source: RefSeq, a predicted model, not a curated record
GUAUGUGCACUCGAUUAAACACAGUAGGGCCACAGUGAGUGAAGAUGGCGAUGAGGACAGCGCUGCGGUGCCUCUCUGCAAACUUUUCGUCCAGACUGCCUCAGCUCUCGUCAGCAGCGCAGCUCUCUGCGACUCGGCUGCUGUGGAGGAGCGGCUCUCCUCGGACUCUGAGCACCACCUCGGCCCUGUCCACAGCCCUAAAGUUCACAGAUAAGCAUGAGUGGGUGCGAGUGGAGGGCAAGAUUGGCACUGUCGGCAUCAGCAGUUAUGCUCAGGAAGCAUUAGGUGACGUGGUAUACUGUGGACUCCCUGAAGUUGGCCAAAGCCUUGAACAAAUGGAGGAGUUUGGUGCCUUGGAAAGUGUAAAGGCUGCCAGUGAGCUAUACUCACCGCUGACGGGAGAAGUGACCGAAAUCAACACAGAGCUGGCAGAAAAUCCCGGCCUUGUGAAUAAAAAAUGCUAUGCAGAGGGGUGGCUAAUCAAGAUGACCAUUGAAAAACCAGAAGAACUGGAUGGCCUCAUGGACCAAGCUGCGUAUGAUAAAUUUAUCAAGUCACUUGAAGAAUAAACAGUGAAACCGACUGUGAUGCUGACUGUAAUGUAAUUAUGAUCAAAGACUUAUAGGCAGGGUUACUAACAUCUUGUGUGACACUUUUCUUCAUCUGUGGUAUUUAUUUUGAUACUGGAAAUGUGCUAUCAAAAUAAUUUCAAAUACUCUCUAACAGCUUCCUCUUGGACGGUUAGGAUUUGUUUAGUCGCUAGAAAAUCUGAAGGGCUCUUAACCUCAAGAUCUGUCAGUAUUAUUGGGUCUUAUUCCCGGUGUUUUGCUUCAUUUUUAAAUGUGCACAGAUGUGGUGAAAUGCUAUAAAGUGCUGUCAGAUUGAUUUAAUAAAAUGCGAUCUUUAAGUUUGAGUUGA